GUCAGGGAGAGUGAGUCAGACUGGUAGGGAAGAUCAUUUGAUGUCAGGACCAUGGAAGGGACAGAUAAUGUUUAUAUAAAUCAAGGGUUGUCCCUCAAGACAAAGGCCAAGAAGAAGGAGGCCCCAAAAGGUGCCCAAAGAUUUGAAGAGGAUGAACCUGACUAUGAAAACAUCUCUCCAACCACAAGGAGCCAGAAUAGUGCUCUGGAGCAACAAUCGAUGUCCAUCCAGCAGACUCCUGAUGCUUCAGCUCCAAGCAAUUCCCCUGGACUCUCAUCAGUGCACAAAUCUAUUCAGUGCCUUUUCCUCCUUGUGGGCCUGAGUUUCCUGCUGUGCAUUAUCCUGUUGUCUCUGAUGUUGCUGAAAAGCUCAGAUUUUUCCAUGAAGUUGAUGGGGAUGAAGAGUGAGGUGUGGAAUGUCUCUGGCAUCCUUCAGAAGGAGCAGGAUAAAUCACAGCUGUUGGAGGCAGAGAUCACUAAUAUGAAGAAAAUCAAUAAUGAAAAUAAGAUUAUGGUGAACAGUUUUAGAACAGACCUGAAGGACAAGAGCAAGACCUUGGAAAAUUUGGUUAGUCAAGUGAAAAGAUUGGAGAUGGCUCAACAAUCAGGAUCAAAUUCCAACCAUGAUUCCACCAGAUAAAGAAGAAGACCAGCCUUUCAUCUGGAAGAUUGGGCUUGUCCUGGAGCUUGGGGAGGCCAGAUCUCCCUGGCCUCAGUUUCCUUCCUGUGAUCUGGGCAUAUUUUUGUAGGGGCCAAAUUUAAUACGGGGAGAGUUAAUUGGGUGGC
This is a messenger RNA of Dromiciops gliroides (monito del monte), 785 nucleotides long. RefSeq names its product mast cell expressed membrane protein 1 (gene MCEMP1). The record is from RefSeq and is a predicted model, not a curated record. The transcript is spliced from 7 exons. NCBI's taxonomy places the organism in Eukaryota, Metazoa, Chordata, Mammalia, Microbiotheria, Microbiotheriidae. The coding region runs from base 52 to 639 and encodes 195 amino acids.